Molecule: messenger RNA, 5598 nt
Organism: Chaetomium globosum CBS 148.51
Lineage: Eukaryota; Fungi; Ascomycota; Sordariomycetes; Sordariales; Chaetomiaceae
Exons: 5
Coding region: 1-5598 (1865 amino acids)
Biological process (GO): Golgi organization; COPII vesicle coat assembly; autophagy
Cellular component (GO): ER to Golgi transport vesicle membrane; endoplasmic reticulum exit site
Source: RefSeq, a predicted model, not a curated record
AUGGUGUCCGAUGCGCCGAAUUCAUCAUGGCAUCCGGCCAUGAUGCCGAACUCGAUCGCCGACCUGCGGAAUCGACGAGAAGACACCGUUCCUCCUUCGGCGCCAGAGGGUAGUGUCCUAGAGGACAACACAACACAGUCAAACACAGCUGGGGAAGAGUCCGGCGCUUGGUUCCAGGAUGACGGCACUGGCGAUGACUGGCUGGCAGACACGAACAAUGCGCCCGAGUCCGAACCCACGCCCGCGCCCGCGUCCGCGCCGGAUACCGAGACGCCGGAACAAACAGGGCCGGCCGAAUCCGUCGAGGAAGCUGUUCCGGAAGAGUCGAGCACCACCUCCAAGCACUUGAGCACCAUGUCCUUCACACGGACUGUGCCCCAUGAAGUGAAUUGGAACGACGAUGAUGACGCUGAGUGGAGCCUCCCUCGGACUGACACCGACCCUUUCAAGUUCAUUCCCGAGACGAACCGGACCAACUCCUUCCCAACGGUAUCUCCUUUGGAGGACAGGGCACAUGGGGCGGCGCAGGAGUUCGAUCAUCCCAUCUCUUUCAACCCGGCCGAGGACCUCAUUCGCGAAAUCGAGGAGGAGGAGAGCCGGGAGGAUGGGACACUCCCUGGUGCCGCCGCCGAGUCGGCCACGCAGAAUGCCCAAGAUGAUACUACCACCCAGCAGUAUCUCACCGGGGGCCCUGAUGCUGUCGCCAACGACGCUCUAGGCGCCCGCUUCGAGGAAGGGCUACCUCUUGUUUCAUCGGCCGACCAGGAUGCCACACAAGAAGGCCAACAGGAGGCUGGGGGGGACUUGUUUGCAGAAGAGACGGUCGGGGAAGAGGAUGACUUUUUCAGUAACGUCCGUUCUGAUGAAGCCACUCAACAGGACGACGACUUCCAACCCACCCCGGUGCAACGCAAGUCCACCAUGGAUGUACUCAACUCCUUGGAUAUGCCCUCUACUGGUACCGGCUUCGUGCCCUUGGAAGAGACCGUUGAAGAACCGGAGGCCCAGGAGAGCCCACAGGAUCAGCCCAAGGCACAGGAGGGUGAGAACUUGGAUGAGAAAUGGAAGGAAAUGUUUGGCGAUGACGACGCUGAGGAGGGUUUUCUGCCCGACGAGAGCACUGGGCCGAACGAACUGGAUGCGUCGGCAUUCCUUGGUAGCGACGACGAAGGCCUUCUUGAGGACUCUGAAACCGAGCAGCAAGAGCAAAGCCAACCUCUUGCUUCUCCCGGAUACGUGUCGGCCUCAGGCCCUAGUGCGCAGCCGGUCAACGGACAGUAUUUUCCUCACAACCAGGGCCCUGCUGUCCCCACGCCCACGAAUCCUUAUCUCCCCGCCGUUUCGCCUGUGACGCCAGCACACUCGUAUCUUCCGGCAGCCCCAGUAUCAGCAGCUCAACCUCCUACCGCAGCUCCUUAUGCCCCCCCCUCAACUGCCCCUCCGGCGCCGGCGCUGGCGCAGUUUGGUUAUGGUGCUCCGCCUCCAACGCAGGAGAAGAACAAGGCACAAAGCUUUGUGGACAAAAAGGGUGGCUACACGUCACCCUACGAUCUCCCCAUGGAAGUCGUCAAGCCGAAGCGGCGCGCCGGGGCGCUUCCACUUCAAAAUAAUACAUCGGGGCCGAACUCGCCCAGUACCAUGCCACCGCCGCCUAGGAGUGCAAGCAUGUACAGCCAGCCUUCCCCUUCCACCGGUGCGCCGACGCCGGGCACAGCGCGCCCAGCAUCAAGCCACUCGGCGCAAGCCCCUUCAAGCGGGCGCAAGCCGUCUCAUGAGAGCUUCUUCGAGGACCUUCCCAUGACAACAAAGCCACGCCCUGCAUCGCGGCCAAAGCCAAAAAGCGCCGCCCCCAACCUCGUCCCCGCGGCGCCUCCCGUCGCAUCAUCACGUUAUUCUCCUGCGCCGCCCGGUGCACCUCUUACCAACGGUCCGGCGCCGGCUCCCGUUUCCAGUCGGUAUUCCCCGGCCCCGCCAGCGCCACGGCAACCCAGCGGUGGCCAUGAGAGGUCAAGAGCUCAUGCACCCGUCGGCCAUGUCGAAGGUAGCUUAGCGGAACGACGGAGCAGUAGUUCCUUGCAUGACCAUCGGCUCCAGAGGGUGCCGUCGCUGCCCUCUACUAGGGAGGUCGAGGAGGAGGAAGUUCCGACGCAGGCGCAAGCAUCACCCGGUGGCCCGGCGCCUCCUCACCCGAUGUCGCCGCCCGUUUCGAGAUAUGCGCCGUCACCCCAGGGAGCGAGGCAGACACCCCCGCACACGGCACCUUCCGGACAGACGGUUUUGUCACCUCCUAAAAGGGUCAUGUCUAGCCACAGCCCUCUGGCACCACCGUAUGACUUUGCUCCGCCCCCUCGUUCUCAGACCCAGUCCCCUGGAGCUCUGUACGGCAACCGUGCUACGAAACCCGUUGAGCCAAUUCCUCGCCCAUCCUCCGUUCACGACCCUACCUCUCCGCGAGAGGCGGCGUACCCUGCUGCGCCAGCCUCCUUUGCCCCAGUCGCUCCCGCUACAACCUAUGGACGUCCUAGGGUGCCCCGGUAUGGCAUGAACCAGAGCAUCCCCGCCGUGAUCCGCAGCCCGGGCGAAGUCAAAAUCCAAAAUAUCAAAGACAUUAUACCCUUCGAGGAACGGCUCGCGAAAUUUCCCGGCCCUCUGAAAGGGAAGUCGAAGAAGAAGGAAACCAUUGCUUGGCUAACGGCCGGCAUCGAGAGCCUGGAGCAGGGCCUGCCUACCAGUUUCUCUCUUCAUACCCCCUUCUCCCACGAUGAUAAGCGCGCAGUUGAGCGAGUUUUGCUGUGGAAGAUUCUCCGCGUUUUUGUCGAGCACGACGGCGUGCUGGAAGGGAAUCCCACUGUGGACAAGGCCGUGCGCGAUCUCUUGUCCCCGGGCCUCGAGGGCGCUGACAGCACAACACCGUAUGUGAACGGCGGCGGCAACUUUGGAUUAGCCGAUCCGGCGUCGGCUGGGUUGCAAUCGGACGGGGUCAGUUCCUCCACGGUCGAGCAGAUUCGCCGUCAACUUCUCAGUGGGGAUCACGAGAAAGCUAUCUGGGCCGCUGCGGACCAGCGCCUAUGGGGCCAUGCUCUUCUUCUUUCCAAUGCUCUCGCGCCAAACCUGUACAAACAGGUUGCGCAAGAGUUCAUCAAGAAGGAGGUCAACUCUCCGGGCCGCAACAACGAGUCGCUCGCUGCUCUGUACGGGGUCCUCUCUGGGAACCACGAAGAGAGCGUGGACGAACUCGUCCCGAGCCAUGCCCGCGCCGGACUCCAGCUCGUAACUACACAUGCGGCAUCUAGCCCCUCAAAGGAUGCCAUGGAAGGCCUCGAUAAGUGGCGGGAGACCCUCGGUCUCAUCCUCAGCAACAGGAGCACCGACGACGGCCGCGCGAUCAACUCGCUCGGCGUCCUGCUGUCCGGCUAUGGGAGAGCAGAGGCCGCUCAUGUCUGCUUCAUGUUUGCGCGCAACCACACCGUUUUUGGUGGCCUCGACGACCCGGCAUCUCAUUUUGUUCUCGUUGGGUCCGAUCACAAGAAGCAGGCUGAGCAGUUCGCCAAGGAGAUCGAGCCUCUAUUGCUGAGCGAGGUCUACGAAUAUGGCCAAAGCCUGGCCGGAGGCUUCAGCGUGCCGGUGACAAACCCACACCUGGCGGCCUACAAGCUGCAGCAUGCUAUUGCUCUGGCCGAAUAUGGGUUCCGGGACAAGGCCUUGCAAUACUGUGAUGCGAUCGCCACAGCGAUUACUUCGCAGACCAAGAGGUCUCCGUAUCACCAUCCUAUUUUGGAGAAUGCCGUUGAGGACCUCAUGAUGCGCCUCAAGCAGGCUCCAAGGGAAGACUCCGGUUCUUGGAUUCCGAAGCCGACCAUGAACAAAGUCAGUGACACCGUCUGGAGCAAAUUUAACAAGUUUGUCUCCGGUGACGAUGACGGCUCCGGCCAGGGCCCCACGGGAGAAGGGGAACCCGGGCCAUUCUCGCGUGUCGCGGGGGGCACCCCGACUAUCAGUCGGUCUCCUUCAGCCAGCAACUUGGAGACGUUUGGUGCCGCCGUCCCCAGCUACGGCAUGUCCUCUUCUCUGCCUAACGGCCCGGUACCGGCUUCCGCGCCGGCGACCAGGGCUGCGUCCCGCUACGCGCCGGGAGCGCCCCAAGCAACAGGCUCUAACAGCCGGCCCUCAACCUCGGCGUACGCGCCUCGCUCGUCGAUGGAACGGACGUCGAGUGAACUGAACAGAGGCUCAUUUGAGGUGCCUAGGCGGUCUUUGGAGAUGCAAGCCGGGCAUCGGGGCAGUUAUAGCCCUGUCAGGAGCGGUUCGCCGGCUGCCAUGUACACGCCGCAGAGUACCGAUUUCGGUUCGCCGCAGCAGUCGCCGUACCAACCAGUUUCUCACGCGCAACCCACGCCAUUUCAAGCACCCACCAGCGCUCCCCAACCGGUCGGGUACCCAGGCCCGCCAGCCAACGGAGUUGCUCCGGGCCAAGAAUCGGAAGCCCCUGGCCAGUCUCCCGAAGCCUCCGGCUAUCAGCCCCCGUCGUAUGGAUACGAGCCCCCAUCGUUUACUCCGUAUGAAGCUCCCACCGAGGAGAAGGACGGUACGCCAGAGGAAACCCCCAACGGUGGCUCCUACGAGGCUCCCUCGUAUCAGCCAUAUAGCUACGAACCGCCAUCAUACGAGCCUGAUACGCAACCCUCAAACGAGGAUGCUGGCUCCGACGACGAGUCAAAGCCCAAGCCUAAGAAAAAGGGCAUCAUGUAUGAUGACGACGAUGACUUCCCCACCCCGCGACCCGCCGAGAAGUCGAGGGCGGAGAAAGACCGCGAGAACGACGAAAUGUUCCGCAAAGCCGCAGAAGAAGAUGCUCAACGUGUCGAAGCAGCCAAACAAGCCAAAAAAGGCUGGGGCUUCACCUCGUGGUUCGGAGGCGGCGGUGCCAAGAAGGACGCCGCCACGCCCGACUCCAAGGGCGCCAACCCCAACAAACCCAUCCGCGCCAAGCUCGGCGAGGCUAACUCCUUCUACUACGACCCGGAGCUCAAGCGCUGGGUCAACAAGAACGCCGGGCCCGAAGACACCGCCAAAAAGGCCACCCCACCACCCCCCAAAGCCGGCGCCCCGCGCUCCGUCAGCGCCAGCCCGGCCUCCCCGCCCUUCUCCCCGGGCCCCGGCCGCGGCGCCAGCGCACCACCCCCCAUGGGUGGCGCCGGCGGCCCGCCCCGCUCCGCCAGCCGCCCGCCCACCAGCUCGGGCAGCACCGACACGACGGGCCUGCCCGGAUCACCGGGCUCCGUCGCCGGCGGUGCGCUCGGCCCGCCCCCCGGGCCAGUCGCCAUGCUUCGCUCCGUGUCGAACACCAGCACGGCGAGCGCGCCGCCGCUGGGUGGUGGCGGUAGUGGUGUUGGUGGUGGUGGUGGUGGUGGUCCGCCGCCGUCGUCGCGCCCGCCGACUAGUUUGAGCAAUUCCAGUAGUAUUGAUGAUUUGCUGGGGGCGGCGGGGCCGAGGAAGCCCGGAGCGGCGAGGAAGGCGAGGAAGGGGGCGAGGUAUGUCGAUGUUAUGGGGGAAGUGAAGGGGUGGAGAGGUGGAGAGGAAUGGGUGAGAUUGGGGUGA